AUGGAGAACUCGGACACACCGCCGACGUUUCUUGAGUUCCUCUCGGGCUUGAUAGACCCCGCUGUCCUGAUGUGCUGGUCUUUGAAAUCCGACUUCAUUCCUGUCACAUACACACACACACUACUUACAAUCUUCAUCCGUGGCCAGAUCCUCGCUCCCAUUCUCCAGUCUCGCCAGGUUCGAGAUGAAGCCUUUAGCCGCUUCUGGAUCAAUUUCUCCGCUCCACGCGUCACCGUCGACGAACAUGGCGUACCCGACACAAGCAACCUUUCUGGCUCAGGAGCUCUUAUCCCACCUCUUCUCCAGAAAAUUCGAGGAGUUGUACUAGACGUCGGUCCGGGCACAGGCACACAAAUGCCCUAUUUCAUCCAACCAGCGAAAGAGAAUGUCUCAGCCAUCUACGGCGCAGAACCCUGUGUUGGUCUGCAUGCGGAACUGCGUGAGCGAGCGGCCCUUUGCGGCCUUGAAGCAAAAUAUCAUAUCUUAUCUUGCAGCGCUGACAAAAAGGAACUUAUCGAUGCGCUUCGUCGUGACGGUGUGCAAGUAAAUAAUGCUGCCACCAACGCCAACAAAGAAAAGGAAAAAGGUAUCUUUGAUACGAUGAUAUGCAUUCGAGUUCUCUGCUCUGUGCCCAAUCCCGCAGAGACUAUUUCUGACCUAUACUCGCUCCUCCGACCUGGUGGGCAAAUGAUCAUUGUGGAACAUGUGGUUAAUCCGUUCACGUUGUUUGGGAGCAAGAAAGGCGGAAGUCUCAUGGCGAGGUGUCUCCAGACGGUGUAUAGCUUGCUGGGAUGGAGUUUUUUGAUAGGUGACUGUUGCCUGGAUCGUGAUACGGAGACUUAUCUGCGUAAUGCGGCGGAGCGAGAUGGCGGGUGGGAGUCGUUCGACUUGGAGCAUAGGUUUGCUUGGACUACUCUUCCCUAUAUCUCAGGCGUUCUCGUGAAGAGGCAGUAG
Talaromyces atroroseus is the source of this 954-nucleotide messenger RNA. RefSeq lists its product as hypothetical. The transcript is spliced from 3 exons. The coding region runs from base 1 to 954 and encodes 317 amino acids. NCBI's taxonomy places the organism in Eukaryota, Fungi, Ascomycota, Eurotiomycetes, Eurotiales, Trichocomaceae. The record is from RefSeq and is a predicted model, not a curated record.